GGUAGUUAUUCUCAUCGAGACGCCGCUAUUGUAGUAUCACCAUGACCAGUACCGUACCUGCCUUCUUCUUCUUCUUCUUUCUGUUCAAUUCAUUCCAUUUCUUUUCCUUUCUUGUUGUGACCCAAUUUGAGGCUCCGACCGCAUCUGUGAGUCAAUAGAAAUACGAGACACGAUUAUUUAAACCCUCUCAUUCACCUCCAUUCACAUCCCUCGCCAAACAACUCGAUUCUCCUUUACUACUUCCUCAAGUAUCCUAGUAUACUCUCUCUUGUCAAGAAUAGCAACAAUGGCGUCCACAGACUCUGCCCUCCUUUCCCAAACCAUACUCUCCCUCACGGACAGCAAAGUCCGCGAGCUGGAGAAGCAGCGGAAUGCCUACGAGACCCGCAAGACGGACAUCCUCCAGACCUCAAACUCCCACCCCGACAUUCAUGAACGAAUUAGCCUGCUCCUAUCUGCCGUCAAUGAGCUGCAGACCGAAUCGACACAGGACCCUGCACUCACCAGCAUCCGACGCUAUCUGCAGCAAGCACAACAUGACUCUUCUAUCCCAAAGAAGAAGCUGGAGGGGUUUGAGAAGUGUCUUGUUGAGAGACUGAAUACGCGAAGUGCGAAGCUGGCUAUGGCGGAUUUGUACUCGAGGUUGUUGAUGGAGUGGGUGGACCCCCCCGUCCCAUCCGACAAAAACGCCAAUGCAGAUGAGCUCGACUUGCUGGCAGAUGAGCGACAGAAGCAGGGAUUGAAGAAGCUGUGCGAUACAUUCGAGGCUGUUGUCUUCACUCCGGUGGACACGAACGAGGGAGACAUCCAUGCGUUCUUGAACAAACUCUUCCCCGGCGAAAAAGGCGCAAAAGCUCUGGAAGAUCUACGCCAGGAGAUUCGCGAAGAGACCACUGAGCAGUGGAAGGAGGACGAGCCGUUCAAUGUGACGACUUUGUCAGCGUGUAUCCGGGGCUUGACGAUGGAGGAUCUCCUUAGCGAGGAGCGGCAGGUGAUGCUCAAGUCGCUCCUGGACAACGAGCUAGCUCUGAAUGAGAUCGCGGACGUGUUGAAUUUUCGAUAUGCUGAUUUGAAGAACUGGGACUGGCAUGCGGGCGAGGGCGGGAUCCCCGUGCUGCCGCGGCCCCAGUGGAACGGAAGAUAUCGGAUCUGGAUGGACGAGGAUGUGUUGCAGACAAUUUUUGUACAGUAUAUUGGCGUCAAGCUGUGCAAUCGUUUCAAGGAGGUCUUGCGGCGGUUUGUGGAAACUUCUGACUUAUGGAAGUGGUCUACGAGACCGUCCAUGACGGAGCACGAGGAGCUGCGGAGGGAGUACUACUUGGGCUCGAGAGGAGCAUCAGGAGGAGUGAAGGAUCGGCGGAGAUCUGAGUUCAUCAAAAGCUACUUUCUGUCUCAAUUGCCUGCGACGCAGGAGACAUUGAUCGAACGGGGUGGGGCCUACGACGAUGACUACAGCGACGACGACGAUGACUACGGCGACGAUGACGAUGACGAGCCAUCCCCCAGGGAAGACGAGAAGAACAUCAAGCAAAAGCUCCUGAGGAAGCUUGCCACUGAGAUCCUCUUUCAUCGACAACUGUACGGUGGAGCUGCCAUUGUCCAGUCAGAUCUGAAAUGGUAUGGAACGUGUCUCUCGCACAGCACCAUUUUUGCCGUGAUGCGGUUCGUGGGAUUUUCAGAGGACUGGAUCAGUUUCUUCAAGAAGUAUCUUGAGUCGCCUCUGAACAUGGACCAAGCGUCAGAAAACCGAGACCAGAAAGGACCUCGCACCCGCAGAUGCGGUGUCCCGGUGGCACAUGCAUCCGAGAAGUUCCUCGGCGAGCUGGUUCUGUUCUUCAUGGACAUGGCAGUCAACCAGGAAACCGGCAUGCUUCUGUAUCGUCAACACGAUGACCUGUGGCUUUGUGGUGAGCCAGCCCCGUGCGCUCACGCUUGGGAGGUGAUACAGGAAUUUGCUCAAGUGACUGGCCUAACGAUCAACUACGAGAAAACGGGCUCUGUCUACCUCUCAAGUGUCAAAGACGCCGGUAUCGUGUCUCGACUGCCGCGAGGACCAGUUAAGUUUGGGUUUCUGACACUGGACAGCGAGUCGGGAGACUGGGUCAUUGACCAAACCCAAGUAGACGCACAUGUGCAGCAGCUGCAGAUGCAGCUUAAAAACUGCGAUAAUGUGGCUAUCUCGUGGAUCCGCACAUGGAACAGUUGCAUCGGUCGUUUCUUCAAGAGCACAUUUGGCCUGCCGGCGAACUGCUUCGGAGGACCCCACGUGGACUCAAUCCUGGCCUCGUACGAGAAGAUGAACAAGACUCUCUUCAAGAACCCCGAUGCACCCACUGUCACCGAUCACCUGCGCCAAAUGAUCCGCUCCCGCUUCGAGCUUUCGAACAUUGAUACCAUCCCCGACGCAUUCUUCUUCCUGCCCGAGAAACUCGGCGGUCUUGCGCUGCGCAACCCAUUCAUCGCCAUUUUGUUGAUCCGCGACGGCAUACAAUUCAAACCAACCAAGUUCUUGGAUGACUUCAAGAAACGCGAGUUCGAGCGGUACCUGUCAGACCAGGAGGACUUCAACAAUAUGACGGACCGAUCCCUUAACUACCGCCUUCAGAAUGUAAAUGAGGCUGGCAAGCCACCCCUUAUUCCCCACUCCGAGCAGCGCACCUUCAUGUCCUUCGACGAGUGGAGCAAGUUCCGCGAGACCAGCAGCUACGACCUCCGCAACUGCUACGUGAAGCUGCUGGGCGUUCCGACCGAGCAGAGGGUGAAACUGACGCAGGCAACGGAGGCAGCCCUGACGCGCGCGCGGAAGGUGGUGGAUCUUGGGAACUUGGAUGAGGAGGAGAAAUGGAUCUUGCAGUUGUACUCUGAGGAUCUGAUCAGGGACUUUGGGGGAUUGAGUAUUGUGGAUAAGAAGUUUUUGCCGCUGGGGUUGUUGGCGAUGAUUCGGGAGAAAAGGGUUAAGUGGCAGAUGGUUUUGUAGGUCGCGAGAGUGCUUCAGGGUUAUGAUGCUUGUUACUACUUUAGCUCCUAGACUUGUCUGGCAUGUUUCGGGUCAGUUUCUCGUUUUUAUGUUUCCAUGGCCUGUUAUUGUGAUGUUUUCAAGCAUUGCAGCUAUCGGAUUCUUUAGUUCUAGCUUCCAACAAUGGUUUAAUUCACGG
Aspergillus glaucus CBS 516.65 is the source of this 3155-nucleotide messenger RNA. RefSeq lists its product as uncharacterized. The transcript is spliced from 2 exons. Bases 287 to 2977 code for a protein of 896 amino acids. The record is from RefSeq and is a predicted model, not a curated record. NCBI's taxonomy places the organism in Eukaryota, Fungi, Ascomycota, Eurotiomycetes, Eurotiales, Aspergillaceae.